Messenger RNA from Anopheles coluzzii, 4602 nucleotides. It is a transcript of the gene Syn2, whose product is annotated as gamma-1-syntrophin. Gene Ontology annotation, cellular component: dystrophin-associated glycoprotein complex; intracellular anatomical structure. The transcript is spliced from 11 exons. NCBI's taxonomy places the organism in Eukaryota, Metazoa, Arthropoda, Insecta, Diptera, Culicidae. The record is from RefSeq and is a predicted model, not a curated record. The coding region runs from base 1274 to 2803 and encodes 509 amino acids. Gene Ontology annotation, molecular function: structural molecule activity; protein binding.
UAUCGCAUUGAUUAUUGCAUGAAAAGUCAUCAGAAAAUUGUUUAAAUGCAACAAAAGCAAAAAAACGGUAUUCAUCUUCAAAUGAAGAUCCCACGUUGCUAACCCCUGACAUCAUCAUUAUCAUCCCCUACCUUCCAAGGUAGCGAACGACAGCGCAACCGGAGAGCUCGCCUUCCCCAGCGAGAGCAUCGGCAACGAGAGAGCGAGCAACCGUGGUUGUGUGGCUGCGUUUGUGCGUUCAGGGCCUGCUUCGCAGCAGCAGCUGGUCUGGUUCUCGUUCACGGUGGCGGAUCUGCUCACGAGUUUAUUCGACUUCGGUACGUUCUCGCGCGCGCAAACGGUAUGCUGCAAAGCGCCCUGUUCCCAGACGUGCUCGAGGCACUGGCCAAGUAGCAGUAGCGACCUUCUUGUGUAUUUUUUUUCUCCCUAAAGUUGACUAAGAACAACGAUUUUGCACUGUUUUGGUGAAAAAGGGUUAAGAAAGGGAAAACUAUCCUGAUGAAAUUCCUUGUAGGAAACAGUUUUUAUCUCAUUUUUGCUGUGAAUUGCUGAUUAAAGAGUCAAAACGUGGAAUAGUGAAUUUCCUUCGUGCGCAAAAUUUAAACCCUGCCCUGCCCAAACAUCGUGCGAGCGCUUGUGUUUGUGUGUGUGUUUGUGCGUGAAAAGUGUGUCCCAUUUCCUAACCAAAUGCAGAGGAAAAAGUGUUUCGUGUGAAAAUUAAACCAACCGAGAAGGAAAAAGGAUAUCGCAACCUUCGCGCAAUCAGUCGAAAAACACCCACAGCAGCAGUGUGCGUAUGUGUGUGUGUGUGUUUACGUGAGUCCAGUUUUGGUGAGCGAAUUUAAUCGAUUCCGUUUCGUGCAUCAACCAAAAGCCCCGUGUGGGUGAUUUUUCCAACAACCCGCCGGAGUGUGUUGUGUGCAGUAAAUGGUGGAAAAAUUGUGAUUCCGCGUGAUUUGUGCGAGAAAAAAAAGUGAAUAUCAUACGUGUGUGAGUGUGCAUUUAUAUGUAUGUGUAUGUGUGUGUGUGUGUGUGUGUGAAUGUGUGAUAAGGAGUGAAACAAAAUCACAUCAACUCACCCCGGGAAAUCAAACGGGAAAACGCGCUGCUCUCUGUGUGUGCCAGCGCGUCGCCAACAGGCACCGUUGACGGGAGUUAGACAAGUCAUCUGCAGAGCGAAAGACAAGCUCCGGAGAAGAAAAAGCACCCUCCCGAGACAUCCCCAAACACCACCACCACCAGCAACCAGCAUUAGAAGACUGUCCGGCAAAAUAUGAAGAUCAACGCGUCCAAGAUGGCGACCCCGAUCGAAGAGAAAGUUGAUCAGAAUCUGAAGACCCGCACCGGGAUGGUGAUGAUCAGCGAUGGCAAAAGCAAACCAGAGCUCGCCCGGCUCCAUCUGUCGAUGGAGAUGAUCACGAUCCAGAAGCAGGACACGACCACACCCGCACCGACGCCCACCAACGCCACACAUCCGCCGAUCGAGUCUAAGGAACGCAUGGUACAGAUCACGCGCCAGAAGGUGGGAGGACUCGGACUCAGCAUAAAGGGUGGCGCCGAACACAAGCUGCCGAUACUGAUAUCGCGCAUCUACAAGGACCAGGCGGCCGACGCAACAGGUCAGCUGUUUGUUGGCGAUGCCAUCAUCAAGGUAAACGGUGAAUACAUCACAGCCUGUCCACAUGACGACGCGGUCAACAUCCUCCGGAAUGCUGGCGAUAUCGUUGUCCUUACUGUGAAGCACUACCGUGCCGCCACACCGUUCCUGCAGAAACAAUUAAGCCGAGAAACGCCCGAAUCGGACAAUGAUGCGACGUGCGCAGAGCUGAAGGCGGACGAAAACUGGAAAUCGGUCAACAGUAGCCGCCCGGUGUCCAUCAGCUCCGAGCCGGAAAAUCGAUGGAUCGACUUGGUUUCGGUGCCGCUGAUGAUGGCAUACGUUACGAGGUACAUCUACGGCACGGACAAGCUGCGGCCGAACGCGUUCGAGGUGCGCGGACUGAACGGGACCACCACCGGCAUCAUACACUGCGACGAUCUGGCCAUCCUCAGCCAGUGGCUCAAGUACAUCACGGACAAUGUGGUUGGGCUGACGAGCCUGCAGAUGAAGCUGUUCAACCGGAACUUCCCCGUCGGCGAACGGAUCGAGUACAUGGGCUGGGUGAACGAGGGCGUCAUCAACAAUCACAUCUCGUGGCAGAGCUACAAGCCCCGCUUUCUGGUGCUGAAGGGUACCGAGGUGAUGCUGUUCGACUCGCCGCCGCUCAACGUGACCGGCCUGGCCAAGGCGAACGUCGCCUACAAGGUGUACCAGACGAUGUUCCGCGUGGUGAAGGAGUCGGAAACGGUCGACUCCCGGCAGCACUGCUUCCUGCUCCAGAGCUCCGGCCACGAGCCGCGCUACCUGAGCGUGGAGACGCGCCAGGAGCUGCUGCGGAUCGAGAACAGCUGGAACGCGGCGAUCGUUACGAGCGUGAUCAAGCUAGGCCGCAAAACGUUCGCCGUCUCCCAUCACGGCAAGACGGGCGGACUAACCCUGGACUGGCAGGCCGGAUUCUCGCUCACGGAAGGAGCCGAAGCGGCCGUCAUCUGGCAGUACAAGUUCUCGCAGCUACGCGGCUCCAGCGACGAUGGCAAAUCGAAGCUGAAGCUCCACUUCCAGGACCACGAGACGCGCACCAUCGAAACGAAGGAACUCGAGUGUCAUGUGCUGCAAAGUUUGCUGUUCUGCAUGCAUGCCUUUCUGACAGCGAAAGUUGCUUCCGUCGAUCCCACCUUCCUGAGCUCGAUCCAGCAAGCCUAGAGACGCGGAAGACGUCCCCAGCGGUCUUCCUUCAGGCGCGGCGGGUAGCCGAGAUGUGCUGCCUACUACACUUUCCCGGCCACCCCCGGAUUGGGGCUGAGACAUUUUACAGGUCCAAAGCGAGAGAGAGAGACACACACAUACACACUGAGACGAAGACGGGAUAUCUUUCCGGACGUCCCGUCUCCCUUUGGUCCAUCGUCUCCCAGCGUCCCAAGCGAUACAGAGCAAUUGUCAACCGAGAGCUUACAGACUUCAACGAAUUCUAACGCAAGAGAAGUGUCAACGCAAUAACGACUAAGUAAAUCCAAAACGCAUUCAUCUGCAGCGAGAAGGGUUUCAGGUGUGGUGAGGUGGUGAUCCCAUCACCUUUGGCCACCUGGACUGGAUGUGGACUACUGCCCCGUUCAAUGUGUGUCGACGGAGACGUUUUUAGCUUUAUCCCAGAGCAUGUAGGCAUUAGUUUAGAUUGUUCAAAAUAUGGCAAAGGUUAGAAAUUAGGUGGCAACCAAUCGCUCCGAACGGGGAAAGAUGGUCGAACGAAGUGGACGUUGGUCUUGGGUGGUAACGAUCCAAUUAAAAGGUUAGGUUUCAUUCGUUGUGAUUGUUGGCUAGUUGUUUAUUGGACUAGAGAGAAGCACGCAUGUAUGAGCAGGUACAUGGAGGUUGCUUUUCCGUGAAGGAUAAGUUUGAGUUUUAAGUUUGUUGGAUAGAUAAACCAUCAGUAAGGAUAUAAACUAGUAAACAGAUGUAACCCACCCUGGCACAAGCAUGUUGAGAUCUUCCCAGCACAAAACAGCAACCUCCAAUGAAUGGACAAUCUCCUUCUCCUUUCCAGUAUGUGUGCGAAUUACUCGAAAUGCACUGACAAUGUUUUCUACGCUCAAGCAGAUCGUUAAGUUUAUCAUUUCAAAGACAGUUUUCAUCAAUUCAAAGCGAGCAUUUAACCAUGGUCACCUUAUUUGGCAAAGUCCACAAUCUAUCCAAUUGUGCUAUUGAUCCAUAACUUCCCUCAGACUGCAGUGAUUGCUCCCGUAUGGGACGACCUCUAGCGUCUCAGUGCGCACUCCCACCCGUGUUUUUAGAUUGAUGGCAGCUAUUUUCGUGAUGAGCUGCUGCUGCUGAUUGUUCCUUCCUUUCUCGGGUCAACCCUUCAUUGCCUGCUAACAUGCGCAACCCGUUCCGCCACCGAUAGGGGACCCCAAUGCUCCCUAAGGUCCUAUAUUUCAACGUGUACCACAGCUACCGGGCAUAGCAUUUACUAAGCAACAGAGACGUGCGAAGUGGGUUACACGGAUUUAAUUGCAAAUUGCCACCAACGGUUGCGUGCACCAAGUAGCUUGGUUGUAUUACUGUGUGGCUACAAGGAGGGUGGUAAUUAUCAAGUCACACAAACAUAGCAUGGUGAACUGGCCCCUUGCACCACAUGAGAGCGAUUCAUGAAGUCCAACUCCAGUGUGGUUUGAUUGAAUAGCAUUGAAUUGAAUAUGGUGAGGCGCAAAAAAAGGGAAAACAAGAACCAUUUUCUUUCCCCCAGUUGGGAUGUCAAAUUGAUACCCCGAGGCGAGUUACAGUUGUUAGUGUUGUGUUCGGAUGGCCGAGAGUAUACACAAUUUAUAUUUACACCGAACACGUAAUAAACAAUACACAAUACUUUAUUACACGAUCAGCCCUUGUGUUCCCGACGGUGUCCCACGAGCGUCUGGCGCUCUCUCGUCUGCUAACCGCUCAUCAGUCACUCAGUGGCUGCAUACGUUCUUAACGCCGAAUAAAGGGAGCCUUCCACUUCGUGACCACAA